Molecule: messenger RNA, 1216 nt
Organism: Teleopsis dalmanni
Lineage: Eukaryota; Metazoa; Arthropoda; Insecta; Diptera; Diopsidae
Product: pancreatic triacylglycerol lipase
Exons: 6
Coding region: 31-1194 (387 amino acids)
Biological process (GO): lipid metabolic process
Molecular function (GO): lipase activity
Source: RefSeq, a predicted model, not a curated record
UUCAUCACGUCACCAUUAUUCACAUUAAUAAUGUCGAACUCAUUGGCUUGUAUUUGUAAUAUCAUAAGUCCAUGUCGCAAUGAAAUCGCUACCAGCUUUGUUGUAGUACAAUGGUUUUUAGCUAGCUUCGCAGCCAUUGCGCAAGUCGUGCGUCCAGUUUUGUUUUUCUUUGGUUUACGUGCUCAAGUUGAGCUUACUGAAGAGGACUAUGCGAAAACAUGGAUGUACAUGCCUGAUGGUGACGGCCACCCAGAAGUUGCGUAUUUGGUGGAACCACCACCAGAUGGACAUAGAACUGAUAUACCACAAUUGAUAGAGUUCGAGUAUUAUAAUAGUGACAAUACCAGUAAGCCGACCUCAGCUGGUUUCUGGGUAAGUGAAAAUGAUAUUACAUUUAGAAGAAGAAAACGCGACACUUGGGAAGAAAUGGCAGAAAAAUUUAAUCCCGAAUUGGAUACAAAAAUUUUAGUGCAUGGCUGGAAAUCUAGCACGCAAAGUAAUUCGAUACAAUCUAUACGUGGAGCUUAUACAAUGCGUGGAAAGGUUAAUGUCUUUGCAAUAAACUGGAGAGAUCAAGCAGAUAAUAUAUACUACUUGAGGCCAGCGCGGUAUACGGUUCAAGUAGGCAGAGCCGUUGCGAAAUUAAUUGAUUUAUUAGUUGAAGAGAAGGGUGCCGAUUCAAAACGCAUACAUUUAAUUGGUCACAGUUUGGGUGCGCAUAUAAUGGGCUACGCUGGUUCUUAUACUAAAUAUAGAGUGGGUCGCAUAACAGGUUUAGAUCCAGCACGCCCAGCAUUUGAAGACUGCAUUGGACCAGAGAAUCAUUUAGAUCCAACUGAUGCAGAUUUUGUUGAUGUUAUUCAUAGUUGUGCAGGCGUACUCGGUUUCAGAAAACCCAUAGGCUUUGUUGAUUUUUAUCCAAAUGGUGGUGGAGCUCCACAACCUGGUUGCUCUGAACUAAGCCAAAUUUUUACUGGGUGCAGUCAUGGACGUUCCUAUGAAUACUUUGCUGAGUCUGUAAAUAGUGACAAAGGAUUUCAUGCAAACCAAUGCACUGUUUUUGAGGAUCUUGUUCAUAAAAAUUGUACCGGUGGUAAAAUUUUGAUGGGUGAUCCGGUGCCAAAAGACGCAUCAGGCAUUUUUUAUGUUAAAACCUCAAAUAAACCUAGUUUUGCAUUAGGCAUGGAGUUGUAAAUAUUUUUUUAUUAUCAAUUUU